Molecule: messenger RNA, 7873 nt
Organism: Ictalurus punctatus (channel catfish)
Lineage: Eukaryota; Metazoa; Chordata; Actinopteri; Siluriformes; Ictaluridae
Gene: epb41l4a
Product: erythrocyte membrane protein band 4.1 like 4A
Exons: 23
Coding region: 471-2498 (675 amino acids)
Cellular component (GO): cytoskeleton
Molecular function (GO): cytoskeletal protein binding
Source: RefSeq, a predicted model, not a curated record
GACACACACACACACACACACACACACGCACACACACACACACACACAUAGAAGAGAAAUAACAAUAAGCGACCACUUAAAAGGAUAAAAUAAAUAAAUGAAAAGGAAUUACUUCUGGGACUCAGGAGCAGAAAUUUCUCGCGCGCGCACAGAGCUCUCGUGAGGGUCGUCAAGUGUGUGCGCGAGCGGUCAAACAGAAAGAUGCUGAGGAGAUGCUAAAUGUUGAGUUUUUUUUUUUUGCUAUAAAAGGUCACUUAAAAAGACGUAAUAAAGCGUAAAUACUAUUUAUUCUGUAGGCGAUACCUAACAAAAGAGUCGUGUGAGGAAAGUAACUCAGGUGUUUGUUUGUUUGUUUUGUUUUGUUUUAUUUUGUUUUUCCGGACACGGAGUUCUUUUCAGCACCAUGACGACAGAUUAAGACUUUAUUUUUUUUUUUUAAUAGAAAACAAAAUUGAGUUUUCAGUGCAAACAUGAGCUGUUUCUGCUCCACUCAAGAGGAAUUCUACUGCGAGGUGUUGCUUCUGGAUGAGACGAAGCUCAUUUUAACCUCCCAGCAUCAGGGCUUGAAGAAAUCCACCAAGGGCUCUGUGGUGCUGGAUUACGUGUUCAGCCACGUCAACCUUUUAGAAAGCGACUACUUCGGCCUGCGCUACUGCGACCGCAGCCAUCAGACAUAUUGGUUAGAUCCGACAAAAACCCUGGCAGAACAUAAAGACCUUAUAGCAACCGGCCCACCAUACACACUGUAUUUCGGUGUUAAAUUUUAUGCCGAGGAUCCCUGUAAACUACAGGAGGAAAUUACAAGGUACCAGUUCUUCCUUCAGAUAAAGCAGGAUGUGCUGCAAGGAAGAAUUCCAUGUCCCUUCAGUGUCAGUGCACAGAUGGCAGCUCUGGCGAUCCAGUCCGAACUCGGAGAUUAUGACCCGUACAAGCACAUGCCAGGCUACGUGUCGGAGUAUCGCUUUGUUCCAGACCAGAAAGAAGACUUGGAGGAAGCAAUUGAGCAGGUUCACAAAACUCUAAUGGGUCAGGCGCCUUCCGAAGCGGAGAUGAAUUAUUUAAGCAUGGCUAAAACCCUGGAGAUGUAUGGGGUGGACCUUCAUCCUGUGUUUGGGGAAAAGCAGUCCGAGUAUUUCCUGGGGCUGACACCAGUUGGAGUUGUAGUUUAUAAAAAUAAAAGCCAAGUUGGGAAGUAUUUCUGGCCAAGGAUUACAAAAGUAUUUUUCAAAGAAACACAGUUCGAGCUGCGUGUUCUGGGGAAAGAUUGCAACGAGACAUCAUUCUUCUUCGAAGCUCCCAGCAAGGCGUCAUGUAAAAACCUUUGGAAGUGUUGUGUGGAACACCACACCUUCUUCAGAAUGCCGGAAAAUGAGGUCAACACACUGUCAAGCAAGCUGUCCAAAUUCAGCUCUCUGGGCUCCAAACAUCGUUACAGUGGGAAGACCGCCAUGCAGAUGGGAAAAGAUCAGUGUGUCAGUUUGCCCAGGCCGAAUCUGGAGGUGGUGCGCACACGCAGUAAGACUUACCCAAAGAGGAGCACUCAGCCUACAAGCUUGAACAAUGGGAGCCGAUCAGUCACAAAGGCAGGAAAUUCCCUGGGUGAAGGCCAGGCUAAAGCCAGCACACUCCCCCCCGCCAAGAGCCCCAAAGUGUCCAAGACAGAGAGCGUUUCAGAGGAUCAGCCAAGCAAGCACAUGGCCCCCUGGGAUGAGAACGCACCACAGAGCGGGCUGUACAACUCGGCCAGCGAGCGAAACAAAUCUCCCAAAUUCCCAAACACACGUAGACGUGCACCCUCAGGAGGGAGCGAGAACGAGGUCAUGAACUCCUCCAGGCACAGGAAAGUGAGCAGUGAGGAUCCAUCCAGCAAACAGCACCGGAGAAGGUCACGUUCCCGUGGCAACACAAGCAGCGGCAGUGAGUCAGAGAAUUCCAACAGAGAGCAUCGUAAGAAGAGGAACCGGUCUCGGCAGGAGAACGAGAUGGUCGAUUCUGGACCGCAGUGGGAGGCUGUGCUUCGCAGGCAAAAGGAGAAAAACCCGAAUGACCCCAACCACCGCCGCUCGCGCCAGCGAUCUCGAUCGAGAAGUCCAGAUGUUCAAGCUAAAGAGCAGCUGUGGAAGCAUAUACAGAAGGAGUUGGUGGAUCCAUCCGGUCUGACAGAGGACCAGCUGAAGGAGAUUCCAUAUAAGAAAGUAGAAACGCAAGGUGACCCGAUACGUAUCCGGCACUCUCACUCUCCCCGGAGCUACCGUCAGUACCGGCGCUCACACUGCUCCGAUGGAGAGAGGUCUGUCCUCUCAGAGGUCAACUCUCGGACUGAUCUGGUGCCUCCACUUCCUGUUACGCGCACUGUAGACAUGACAGGGUCCAGUACUGCCACCUCACAGAAGAAUGGAUCCAAAGACAACCUGUCGGAGAGCUCUGGACAGGAGACAAAAGGCAGCGUCAAGGCGGCGAAAACCUCACACAGCUCUCGGAUGAAAAACGAAACGUGACCGCGUUCGCGAUUUGAAACACCGUGAAAGGUUAGGAGAGGUAACGGACAAUCUACUGAGACCUGGAAGUAUUCAACACGAAUAGAUGGAAAUUUCAGACAGACAUGGAACUCCUGUCUAAAACCAUCCAUGCCGAAAGCUUGUCUGAUAAAUAAGUUAGUGUUAAUUUAUAAAAAGAAAAGAAAGGCAUUUUGUACUUUUAUUAACUGAACAAACACGGACAUGAUCACCGUAAGUGUUUUAAACACCACUCAUUCUAUUCUGACAAUCAAGUGAAGGAUAAUGACUCAUUUAUAUAGCGAACACUGCACAGGCAUUAAGGUGUUACACCGAACACUGACUCUGACAUUUUAUACAGUAUUAAAUAUUCUUGAACUCGUUAUCGUACAUGUGGAUAUUAUCAUGCAAAGAAAUUGUACUCGUGUCCUCCGACGAUAGACUAAACUCUGUAGGAAACUGUUGCUGCUGUAGCUCUUUGUAUUGUCUUUCUCUGCUGUUAGGAAAUACACUGUACGUGGUUAACUGUAGCUGAGCUGGAGACUCAAUAAAAUAAAUUCAACAGAGAUGUAAUAGUCGCUAUUUUCAUAAUAUUAAAACCGCCUGCUUAAUACUGUGUAGGUCCGCCUCGUGCCACCAAAACACCUCCGUCGAGGCUCCAAGACCUCUGAAGGUGUGCAGCAGAUCCUUUAAGUCCUGUAAAUUGUGACGUGGGGCCCCCGUGGAUCGGACUCUUCCUCCUCAAUGCAAAAACAACCCCAACACAUUUAAUCUCCUGAGCGAUUCAUUACCUCCAACAUUACGACAGAAGUAAAUGUAAUAGAUACGUCGUUAUAUGUAUUCUUAAUGAGUCCUGCUGCCUUUUCAGUCAAAUAUGAAAUACUCUGUGUGUUUUUUUUGCUGGAUGAAAUUUCAGAAUUAUUCCUUUCUGCUGAUGGAUCAACGUUUAACAGCAUAACAUUUUCAGAUCAGAUAUUCAGUGCUGUUUACAAUUCGCUGCCACUAGGGGGAGUCACUCAACAUGUCCUAAUGACUCAGUAAUUCCACUUCUCUCAGAAGAAGCAUCUGGCUGUCAUUCUAUACAAUGGGAAACUAGUUUCAUUUGAUCUUGUUCUGUGUUUUUUUCAUUCAUUCGAUCAUUAGUAAACACCUGAUCCUGGUCAGGGUCGUGGUGGAUACGGAGCCUAUUGCAGGAACACUGGACACAAGUCCAGAGAAUUUACCCCGGAUGGGAUGCCAGUCCAUCGCAGGCAUCAUGCACGCACGCACACACACACCCUCUUUAGUAAAGCUGUAAUUGAGUAUAUAACGUAGUAUUUAAGCAAUAGUGCAUGAGCAAGAGUGCGGUUAUACUGAAUAUCGUCGGCUUUUUUUUUUACAGCCAAAUCACAGCUGUGCCGAUAUUCAGUAUAACCGCAAGAUUGCGGUGCGAUAUUGCUUUUAUACAACCCUAACCCUCCUGAUAUUUCUUUGUAAAUACCCUAAAGCUAACCAUUUUAACUUGCAUUACAAGUUGUAUACAUACGUCUGGGAUCACAAGCGUCUUUGUGUAAGAUCUGAACCCCGUGCUCUUCUCUGCUAGACCGUAAACUCAGACGUUUUGGAUGAAAGCCAAAUACCAAAGAUUUCCCCGAGCCUCAAUGUGCAAUUCAAGCAUUUGCAAAGAACUUAUGCAGAUCAUCAACAUUUAUAAGCUAAUGAAAUGUUACUGAUCGUAUUAAACUACCGGUGCGUGCGGCCUGAAAGGUAAUAAUAUCGUGGUUACGUAUAAUUGGCCGAGUCGUGUGGUUUUAAGCCAGGAGGCUGAAAUAUUCUACCUCACACCACUGUCCGACGAACACCGAGUAAACUUCAUUUCUAUAAACCAAAUACGUUAUGAUCAGUCCUUUUUCUCAUGUUUCUGUGAGGCAUCUGGGUUUGGUGUUUACUUUCACUGAGCAGUGUCCUCAUCUCAACUUCAUCUAGUACAAACUUAGUAUGCUUACGUUUAGUCUGCAGUAGGAACAUGUUUGGUCUGGCAAAAGCAAACCUUCACGAUUAUUUUCAGUUGAGGUGAACACAAAGGUGUGUCAUGUUCGACCACAGUUAGUAAUGCUCUUCCUUGUGUUUGGGAAUUCCACAUACGUCCACGUCCGCUGUUCUCCUACUUCUGCAGCGAAGCAACAGCUGAAACAGAGUUCUGUGCGUCGUGGCAGAGCACUAACAAAUGUAUGCCAAAUGCACUCGUUCACCUCAACCGACUGAGAAAAAGUGAAAGGGAGGGGCGGGAGGCGAGAUUCUGACUUUGCUUUGUGAUUGGAACGGACGUUUUUUUCCCCACAUGGGGAGCUUGUAAUGUUGAACAACCGAUGAAAUGCUUUGGCUCUACGAUUAAUCCUAGGAGUUUUUCAAGGCACUGUUGAAAGGUUUGUAUUUAAUUCUGCGCAGAAUUUCUUGGGCAUGGACCUAUUGUUGUUUUUUAAAGGAAGUCAUAAACCUUGAAACCCUGCCUAACAGUUUGCAGAUGGCCUCAUCACAAUGGUGUUUAACCCUGUUUUUCAGAGCAGCGUUUCUUUCGGUUCAUUCAUUCCGGAAUGAAAACAGUUUUAAGCGGGAUCUGGCAACCUGAAAGCACCCUGUGGGUCUUUGAGGACAAGAGCUUUCUGCAUAGGGCCUGGCAUAAACAGGAUUUCACCCUUUCCUGUGUGGAGACCUAUUAUCAAAUUAGCAGACUGAAUACCCAUCAUUCAUGUUGUCUUAAUGGCUUUUCCAGCCAUUAAAGCUCAGCUAUAACAUCCUUGUGUUCUUCUUAAAAGUGCUGCUCCUGCUCCUGGUUCUGGAAAUUCCUGGUUCUUGGAGUUUCUUUAGCCCGUUUCAACUCAUUAUACUAAUUAUAAAAACCAACCAUGAAUUAAAUCAGGCAUCUUGGAGCAAAUACAACACCCAAGAUGAAAAUGAACGCAGUUCCUAACACACAUGACCCAAACUAUAUGAUGAGGACUGGAUCGGGAUUAUGGCUGUUCAACACAUUCUACUGCAAAAUUUUGUUCUAGCCAUAGAGCUGUAACAGACUCGACCCGUUUGAUCGAUCAUCACUCUAAAUCUCUUGGUGUCAUGCUUUCAGUCGUCCAGGCCGUUUGAAAUGUCUAGUAAUAGUACGUCAAAAAUGAGGAAUUGUGCUAAGCAUGUACUCGAACAUGAGAACCAUCUUUUGACCAAAUCCGGGUUGCGUCUUUCAACCAGACCACACCUUCGGCUGAACGGUACGGAGAACGAUUGUAGCACUGUAAUAAGGAUUAGAACUCUGAGAACUUGUACCGGAAUUCUAGGCGGCUUCUGCUUUUCAUCAGACAGCCAUGCCUCAAAGAACUCCGAGAUAAACUGAUGUACGUCUGCCUGAUGUCAUGUGUCUUUGUCUGGUAGUAGCUGUGGCAUGUCUAGGAGAUAAGCACCUGGUGAUGUAGAAGUGCGAUAUAGAAGUCUUUGGCAUAGGAGUGAAGAGAUCCAGGGAGAGAACUUCUUGAAGAAGUUAAUAACAACCAGGUUAGCCUUGUAAAGCUAAAGAUGGGAACUUCUAGGAAAUUAAUUAGAAGGAAGGUGGAGCUUCAGGACUGUUUUUUCCCCACAAACUUAUGUUUAAUCUUUGAAACAAAACAAAACAAAAAAACUUGCUAAAGAAUCUUCAGUUCCUUGGUGUCCUUUAAUCAGGGUACUGCUAUUUUAUUUAACCUUGGCCCUGGCAGUAGACCAUGCACACCCAUUAACGGAGAAAUGGACACCUUACUAAUUCGCCCUCAACUCGGUUAAAAGCAUCAACGUUACGUGAGCAUGUAACACACACUACUGGUAACACAUUGGCAAUGAAAGGCCUUUUUGUGCUAGGAAUUGACACAAAUCAGAUUUAAUCCAAGAAAGAAAAGAUGUGUGUACUCUCAGUGGAGAGCAGAUCUCGUCAUUUUAUAUUUCAUAACCAAUUAUACAGAAAAAGUCAAGAAUGUCAUGAGCUCACACCUCCUGCCUCACAGAAAGCCUCCGUAAAAACGACACGUAUUAAAGAGAGAACGUGCGUGCGUGCGUACUGGCAUUUUCCAAACUGUGAAAAUGAACUUAGAAAAUCCAAAAGACUAAGGUGUGUGUGUGUGUUGAGGACUAGCUCUGACUGGGUCGAGGUCAGUGAGGCAUUGUGCAACUCGACGUUUCCAUGUGACUAAAACUGAGAGAUGUUUCUUUCCCUGGAGGUCACCACAAAGACGGUUUUCAAAUAAAACUGGUUAUUGUAGAGUUCAGAUCCCACCGUGUACUGCGUGACAGAGCACGAGUUAAACUAAGAUUUGAUGCUGAAUUAAAUUAUUGAUAAUGCCUUUCGUAGAUCAAGAACUUGUCAUGGAGAAGGGGCUCGUGUACUCAGAGAGAUGGAGCUUAACGCCGCACAUGAAGAACAGAUCCGAGCUGAGAGAUCAGACUCUGAUCCUUAUGAAAAGUCCAAAAAGACAGUGUAAACUACCUGGACUAAAAAAGGUACCCGCCCCUGGCCACCUGUAUAACCCAGUCGUGCUCAACCGUUAUAGAAGAUCAAUAUGAAGAUAAAUGUUGGGGGUCUGAUCAAAGCCAGACAGGCAGCAGGCGUACAACUGAUCAUCUUAGACGGACUCGAUACUUACAAGGGGAUAAUUUUCCUCAUUAGGGAGAAAGAAGAAGAAAAAAAAAAAGCAUCCCAAAUACUACCUAUUAAUAUAAGUCAUGUUGAUAAAUUUCUCCUAAAGGAGCACACAACUUACCAUUUCCCAUGUGCACGGAGGAAAAAAAUGAAAACACUCGCACAAAAAACACCUCGAGAGCUUGCAUGUUUAUUGAACUACUGCUUAAAUCGUCAAAAUUACUCGUACAAUACAGAGAGCUUCGUUAUUGAUCACGAGCCGACUUUUUUUUUUGUCUUUUUACACCAAUAAUUAUAGUAUUUCAACAUAAUACAGCAGACCCUACCUAACUGAUGCUAUUUACAGGAGCUAGAAUACCUAGCCUAUGAGAGAAAACACAAACAGUCAAGAUGAAGAUGAAAACAAAUCAAAGCGGAAAGCAUGCAGCUGAUGCACUACGGAAGAUCUAGAGCAAGCUGGGAAGAGGUUCCCACUAUAGUGGAGGAGAAAGAAAAAGAAAAAAAAACAAACAAAAAAAAGGGGGUAGACAAAGAAACUAAAGUGGGCUUUCAAGUUGGUCGUUGAAUCGGGAUCGUUCAAAAGUAAACGUUAAACUGGAAGCAAAGACAAAACUGCAAAUACUGAAGGACGACACUUUGCUACUGAAUUACCCCCAAAACUAAAUAUAAAGCUUUUUGGUUUCCAUCUUUGAGGCGACCUACAAGUCAUACACAAAACCGUUCGCUUAAAGAAAAGGAAAAA